GGAGGGCAGCCAGCAGUUUCCCCUUUUCUCCCCGCUCUAGCACCAGACUCCUUCUCCUCAGUGCCUCACCGGAGGGGACGGCAGCACCAUGGACCCCCGUAGGGCUGCCAGCCGCCAGACCUGCUGCUGCUUCAAUGUCCGCGUGGCCACCACCACCCUGGCCCUCUACCAUAUGAUCAUGAGCAUCUUGCUGUUCAUUGAGCACUCAGUGGAGGUGGCCCACGGCAAGGUCUGCAAGUUCUCACAGAUGGGCUACCUCAGGGUUGCCGACCUGAUUUCCAGCUUCCUGCUCAUCGCCAUGCUCUUUGUCAUCAGCCUGAGUCUGCUGAUGGGAGUGGUCAAGAACCGGGAGAAGUACCUGCUGCCCUUCCUGUCCCUGCAAAUCAUGGACUUCCUCCUGUGCUUGCUCACCCUGCUGGGCUCCUACAUUGAGCUGCCCGCCUACCUCAAUCUGGCCUCCCCGAGCCGCACUGGCCACUCCAAGGUCCCGCUGAUGACACUGAAGCUGCUGGACUUCUGCCUGAGCAUCCUGACCCUCUGCAGCUCCUACAUGGAAGUGCCCACCUUUCUCAACUUCAAGUCCAUGAACCACAUGAAUUACCUCCCCAGCCAGGAGAACGUGCCUCACAACCAGUUUGUCAAGUUGAUGGUCAUCUUCUCCAUCGCUUUCAUCACUGUCCUCAUCCUGAAGUUCUACAUGUUCAAGUGCGUGUGGAGAUGCUACAGACUCGUGAAGGACAUGAACUCGGCCGAGGGGAGGGCCAGCUCCAAGGAGCUCCCGAAGGUGGUCCUGCCAUCCUAUGAGGAAGCCCUGUCUCUGCCAUCCAAGGUUCCCGAGGGGGACCCACUGCCACCCCCGUACUCGGAGGUGUGACCCUUGCCAGGCUCCGGCCCUAGCGCUGGGAGGGGUGGAGCUGCCUCGUAAUCUGCUUCUUUGCUUUGGUGGCCACCGUGGCCUGGGUGGACACCGCCCCCCUGGUCUGACUUCAGGGCAGUCCCCUCGUGUCCCCCUCACUGGCCUUUUCCUUCUGCAGGGCCUGUGAGAUGCUCACAGUUGGGUCAACCCUUUUGGCUGAAUUACUCCUUGGGCCUCAAACACUCAGUCCCACAAUGCUCAGUCUAUUUC
Carlito syrichta (Philippine tarsier) is the source of this 1126-nucleotide messenger RNA. It is a transcript of the gene LAPTM5, whose product is annotated as lysosomal protein transmembrane 5. The record is from RefSeq and is a predicted model, not a curated record. NCBI's taxonomy places the organism in Eukaryota, Metazoa, Chordata, Mammalia, Primates, Tarsiidae. The transcript has 8 exons. Gene Ontology annotation, cellular component: lysosomal membrane. Bases 89 to 874 code for a protein of 261 amino acids.